AUGUGGUACCAGCGUGACCAGUUUACGAAUUCGCAACUUCCCAUCUCCGACCUACACCUAAUCAGAGAACAGCACUCUCACCGUAUACAUAAUCACCCUGCCAGUGAGAAGUCUAAAACCCCCAGUGGUCAACGCCGAGCAUCGCCCGCCCUUCAAGUUGGUGACCUGGUAUAUAUCACUUCGGAUGGCUCCAAAACUCGUGCACGAGAUCGAUACUUGGUUGUGUCAAUUGAUGGGUCGUGGUGUAAUGUACGCAAGUUUGCUGGUUCCCAACUCCGAUCCUCGCCAUAUCGCAUCAAGUUAUCAGAGUGCUUUCUUGUCACCAACAAUUUCACUGCUCCACCUCCAAGUCCUCGUCUCCACCAACCUCACAAGUACACUCCAGCUGCUGAACCCAAGCCUCCCUGUCCACCUCGAGUCCCGGAAAAGUUAUCCCUUCCACCCUACAACGAUGAUUGUGUUUUACCCUCAUCUCACACCACUUGUUUCCCUGGUCCUGAUUACAAACAUUCCCCGUCUAACUCUUAUAAAGCUGAUGAGCUCACUACUAGUCUUCCUAGCCCCUGCCAGUCACCCUCCACCCCCGCUGCAUCCGAAGAUUCACCUGCCCCUCGACGCUCCAGUCGCCAACGCCAUUCUCCCGUUCACCUGCAAGACUUUGUUACAUAA
This is a messenger RNA of Paramuricea clavata, 669 nucleotides long. Lineage: Eukaryota; Metazoa; Cnidaria; Anthozoa; Malacalcyonacea; Plexauridae. The record is from the annotation of a GenBank genome assembly.